Molecule: messenger RNA, 1801 nt
Organism: Stylophora pistillata
Lineage: Eukaryota; Metazoa; Cnidaria; Anthozoa; Scleractinia; Pocilloporidae
Product: DNA excision repair protein ERCC-8
Biological process (GO): protein polyubiquitination; transcription-coupled nucleotide-excision repair; proteasome-mediated ubiquitin-dependent protein catabolic process
Cellular component (GO): nucleotide-excision repair complex; Cul4A-RING E3 ubiquitin ligase complex
Molecular function (GO): protein binding
Source: RefSeq, a predicted model, not a curated record
GCCUGCUUGAUUUGUGCUUAUUCAACAACUUUCGCUUUUCCCCCGGCAGGAACCUGUUGGAAAUCUUUCCCAACUUCAAAUGAUUCAGUCUCUGUACAAGAGAGAACAAGCGAGUUGUACUACCUAUCGCUUUUCCCAGGCCGAACGAACUAAACGUGUGCGAUCUCUGAAACUCAGUCAAAAUGGCGAGAUUGAAUCGGUCCACAAAACGGGGAUCAAAUGUAUUGAUAUCGAUAUAGGCGAGGGAAAAUACUUGUUAUCCUCGAGUUCAAAUGGCGGAAUCGCAAUUCAUGAUACAGAGGAUUGUUUCUACCAAAACGUUUUUAAAUGUCAGACGGUCGCCAAAGUAGAGAGGACACUGAAAGACAGUCACAAACUCAGCGUAGAAACUGUUCAGUGGUACCCGAAUGACACAGGAAUGUUUUUAUCAAGUUCAGUCGAUACGACGCUUCGAGUUUGGGACACAAACGCUCUCGAAGUUGUGGAGAAUUUUCAGCUUGAAGGCAUUGUGUACCAUCACCAAAUGCCAAAGAAUGCUAGAAAACAUUGCUUAGUCGCAACAGCGUGUGAGGACUCUAGAGUUUAUCUUUGCGAUUUGAAAUCUGGUUCUGCGAUUCACAUCCUAAAGGGGCAUUCAGAAGCAGUUAUUUCUCUAGCGUGGUCACCAAGAAAUGAGUACCUUUUAGCUACAGGUAGCUGUGACAACAAGGUGCUUUUGUGGGAUGUGCGAAAGGCUGUUGGAAGUAUACUCUCACUAGAUCAGCACAAUGGCAAAGCUGGUUCCAGAUCUUCAACAAUAAACACAGCUCAUAAUGGCCAUGUGAAUGCCAUUUCCUUUUCACCGGAUGGAUUAUACUUAUUAACUUUUGGAACAGAUGAUCGGCUAAGGUUGUGGGACACAUUCACUGGAAAGAACACACUUGUUAACUUUGGUCGAGUUCACAAUCCCAGUCAGAAAUCUGUGAAGCUUUGUCUAUCCAAUGGAACUUCUAAUGAAGUGGCAUUUGUUCCUUCAGGGAACAAGAUAGAAGUGUUUGAAGUUGUUACAGGAAAGCAUGUUGCUACUUUCAGUGGUCAUUAUAACAAUGUUAAUUGUUGUGUAUUUCAUCCAUAUUUUCAAACUCUCUUUAGUGGAGCAAAUGAUACAAACAUAUUAGUUUGGCUCCCCGAGAUGAAUCGUAGUACCUGGGAUGAAAACAGUAAGGUGACAGAAGCUGAUAACAGUGUUACAGAACAACUUGGUAAUCCUUGUCAGGAUUCUUGGAGUAGUGAUGAGGAGACAACAGAAUAAGCUUAGGUAAGAAAAAGGUACUAAAAAGCCAUGUAGUGGUGAAUUUGAAAAAAGAAAAUAGAGUUACAUUUAAUAGGUUCAACUAGGUUAGAGCACAUCAAACACUAAAAUUAUUAUAAAAUAAAUGAGAUACAACAAGCACCCUAAGUGGUCAAAAACCUAUCAUUUACCGCACCAGUAAACCCAUAGAAAAUUUAAACAUUAAAAGUUUACUUUAUAAAGGCAACAGAGUUAAAAGUUUACUUUAUAAAGGCAACAGACUGCAUCAGCAUAAUAAUCCACUUGAGUUGUUCAGAGAACACUCAAGUAGUUUACAAAUCACCAGCCAGAGACAUAGAGGAUAUUACAUGGCUGCGCGGGGAUACAAAUUUUAUCUUCUCGUGCUGAAAGUAUCUCUCACGAGUGAGCUGCACGUAUCUCGCGUAUCUCUUGUAUCUCGUGAGAGAUACUUUCAGCACGAGAAGAUAAAAUUCGUAUCCCCAAGCGGCCAUGUAAUGUUCUGUUUAUUAU